Thrips palmi is the source of this 6500-nucleotide messenger RNA. Its product is annotated as endoplasmic reticulum aminopeptidase 1-like. The record is from RefSeq and is a predicted model, not a curated record. Gene Ontology annotation, molecular function: zinc ion binding; peptide binding; metalloaminopeptidase activity. Gene Ontology annotation, cellular component: cytoplasm. The transcript is spliced from 19 exons. Gene Ontology annotation, biological process: proteolysis; peptide catabolic process. Lineage: Eukaryota; Metazoa; Arthropoda; Insecta; Thysanoptera; Thripidae. The coding region runs from base 580 to 3507 and encodes 975 amino acids.
GCAGGCGUCUGCUCGCUCAAGGCUGCAGCCUGCCAGCCUGCCUGCACCGCACCGCCACUGGCACUGCCGCGUUCGCCAGGUUACGCGUUACGUUUCGAUCGCAUACAAACAAACCUGCGUACCGCUGCGGCCUGCUCGGCCCUGGCGCCCCGCCAGUACUACCGUUCUCUAGUGUCUCAGAGCAGCAGCGGCGCGACAUGGGCCGCGAGUGAACCGCCAGGAACGCGUUCUAGCGGGGCAACCCGGGCACUCGGCACUCGGUUUGGUCGCGGAGGCACCCGAGGGGCGCACCACGGGAGUGAAGGAGGCUCUGGUUAAAGUCUCGUACGUCAACAGCGACCGUCACGAAGCCGUCGUCUGGAGGAGGCGAGAGUUCACAGGCAUGAGCGAACACGAUGUGGACGAUGUCGCUUUCCUGACAGCUCAGUUGUGCUUGCCUAGUAUGGAGUUGUCAUGUAAAUAGGCAUGGGAAAAAUGACAGUUAUAUAAGAAACAUCAGAUUUCGAAGAAGUUUUCCCAUUUUGCAUUCCUACAAGUGGCCUCAGGCUCCAGCUCAGGGCUGGAGAUAAUCUUCAAGCUAUGCACUCUGGGGCAACGUGCUGUGCUGGAGAAAGUCAAUCGAUCCACAAGCGCAGCCUGUAUGAACACAAUGGGGUGGCAGUAUGCUCUCAGAAGAGAGCCCUCAUUAUUGCCUGUGCUGUGUUUGCCAUACUUUUCAUAGUCUCUGUUGUGCUUGCCGCAACAGGACCACAAUCUCAUUGUCCAUGCCUAGGAGUAAAGCCGGCUGAUAUUGAUGAUGAAGACAACCAGCUACCACCUAGCCCAAAGAUACCCAUAGCCACUAAUAAUGAACUUUUCCCCUGGAACAAUCCUCGACUGCCUACAUUUAUUCGGCCUAUGCGUUACAAGAUCAACAUUCAUCCAAAUCUCACUACUUUAGAUGUUAAAGGUCAAGUGACAAUUGAUUUUCAAGUGGAGAAAGAAACCAACUUUAUUGUCUUCCACAGCAAGAACUUAACUUUGACAGAAAAGCAUUUGAUUUCCAAUGCACUUCCCACUGCUGUUGAUCGUAAGGGGCACAGGUUACCAAUUACAAGGUUCCUCGAGUAUCCCUCAGGACAACAAGUUUAUAUGGAGUUAAAAGAAAAAUUGCGGAAGAAGGUUAAUUAUACACUUGUUGUUCGAUUUAACUCUCGUCUUGGGCGUGAUCUUGAAGGAUUUUAUCUGAGUAGCUACGUAAACAAACAAGGAGAAACUAAGUUCUUGGCCACAACCCAUUUCGAACCUACAUAUGCACGGUCAGCAUUCCCUUGUUUUGAUGAACCGCAGCUCAAAGCUCGUUUUCGAAUGUCUAUAUUCCGAGACCGUUUUCAUAUUGCUUUAUUCAAUACCCCUAUCGCUAAUACAGAAGAUGCUGGGUUUUACAUGGGAACAGGUUUACUCAGAGAUGACUUUGAAGAAUCUGUAGAAAUGAGUACUUAUUUAGUAGCAUUUGUGGUUUGUGAUUACAAAAGCAUUAUGAACCACACAGCUAAAAAUAUUACAGUUUCUGUAUACGCUCCUAAUGAACUCUUACCUCAAGCUAACUUUGCUCUAAGUAUUGCCACUCAGAUGAUGGAUCAUUAUGAGGAUUACUUUGGUGUCCCCUAUCCUCUGCCAAAACAAGACCUGAUAGCAAUCCCUGACUUUGCUGCUGGUGCAAUGGAAAACUGGGGUCUCAUAACUUAUCGAGAAACAUCCAUCUUAUAUGACCAGGAUGAAACCUCUUCUGCUGCCAAGCAAUGGGUUGCUAUUGUAGUGGCUCAUGAACUUGCUCAUCAGUGGUUUGGCAAUUUGGUAACAAUGAAAUGGUGGAACGAUUUGUGGCUGAAUGAAGGAUUUGCAAGCUUUUUGGAGUACUUGGGUGUGGACCAUGUGAUGCCUGAUUGGAGAAUGAUGGAACAGUUCAUUCUUGAUAAGACUCAACCAGCUCUCUCUCUGGAUGCUUUGGCCACUUCUCAUCCAAUUUCUGUACAAGUUGGUGACCCAACUGAAAUUGAAUCCAUUUUUGACACUAUUUCUUACAACAAGGGGGCAUCUAUCUUGUACAUGCUUGAAAAGUUUUUACAUGAAGAAAUAAUGCGUAGCGGUCUGAACGAUUACCUCAAUAUGCAUAUGUAUAGUAAUGCUGAAACCAAAGACCUUUGGGAUGUUUUCAGUAAACAUGCAAAUCAAUCCCUGGAAGUGAAGGUUAUCAUGGACUCAUGGACAAAUCAAAUGGGAUUCCCCUUGAUCACUCUGACACGAGAAGGAGAUAAAAUUAUAGCAAAUCAAGAUAGAUUUUUACUGACCGAAAUUAUGAAUCAUGAUCUUAAUAUUACUACUAAAGAAACAACAUCGUCCAAAUGGUAUGUGCCCUUGAGCUAUUAUACCGACAAAGAUAAGGAAGCUCAAUAUGUGUGGAUGAAUCAAACAAAUGUGGAGUUCCAUGUACCUGCAAACAUUGUUUGGCUGAAGGCCAAUGUAAAUCAAUCAGGUUUUUACCGAGUUACUUACUCAGAAGAUAUGUGGAUGUCUAUUAUUGCGGCUCUUAAAAAAGAUCACUCUGUGUUCAGCCCAGCCGAUCGAGCUUCUUUGAUAGAUGAUGUUUUUACGCUGUGCAGGGCUGGUGUCCUUAAUGCUACUGUCCCACUUGAAUUGUCGCUGUACUUACUAAAAGAACGUGACUAUGUUCCUUGGGCGACGGCCUUGGAACAUUUCCAGGGAUGGGCACGACGGCUGGCAGAAUCUUCCUCCUAUCGGCUGUUCCUGGAGUACACCAAGAGGCUUAUUACUCCAGUCUCAGAAAAUAUUGGCUGGGAGGAUGGUGGUCCUCAUCUCAAGAAGCUGAUGCGGUCAGAUAUUUUGGCUUCUGCUAUAUUAGCUAAUGUGGAUUCUGCAGUUAAUGAAGCUAAGCCAAAGUUUAAGGCAUGGAUGGAAAAUAAUGCCAGGAUACCUCCAAACCUUCGUGAAGUGGUCUAUGCAGCAGGCAUCAAGUAUGGUGGUGUAAAGGAGUGGGAGUUCUGUUGGGACAAGUAUAACAAGUCAAGGGUACCUAGUGAAAAGAAACUGUUAUUGAAGGUUUUGGGUGUAGCCUCAGACCCUUGGUUACUUGGGAGGUAUUUGCAAAACACUCUGAAUCGAGACUUAAUCAAACCUCAAGAUAUUAAAAUUGUCCUUGCUGUUGUUGCUGCUAAUCCCGAGGGUCGACUUUUACCCUGGCGACAUCUGAGAGCUCAUUGGGGGCAUUUGCAAAACACAUUUGGAAAUAAUACCUUCACCAUGGGAGGGUUGGUUUCUGCUGUAACAUCACAUUUUGCUUCAGAAUAUGACCACAAAGAGGUGUCACACUUUUUCCGACGAAUGGAUAUGGGGUCUGGCCAGAGAGCUUUAGAGCAAAGUCUUGAGACUAUUAUGCUGAACAUUCAUUGGGUCAAGCACAAUGAUGAACCUAUAUAUGAAUGGCUGAAGAACUACCUCAAAAGAUAAUACCAAGCUUUACCCAUGCCCCCUGCUGAACCCAAAAAAUUUCUACAACCUGAGCUUUUGUUGUCGACUCCUACUGCACCUUCAUCUAACACUCCCAGUGUCAGCACCUCUAUUACAAGCAGAGCAUCAAGCACUCAAGGUAGAUGCAUGGGUGAAGGUGCUCAGGGCGCUGAGACUGUGUGUGGUAAGAAUACUGAACUGAGACUUGAUGGUAUCGUAGGAUCUAAACAAUUACAAAGCACAGCACCCACAAUUUUUUUAACGACCAUCUCUAAGGGACUCGUCUCAACAAUUUCUGAUGAAAAAUUGACUGGACAAGAACGUUUUAGUACUGAGAGGGUUCACACAAAUACAAAUUUCGAUACUCCAUUGAAAGAGUCCCCCAAGAAACCACUCCCCACCUCCCAAAUAGUAUAUAUUAAGCCAUUAUUAAAACCACCUUAUGUUAAAAACAAGGAACAACAGGCUCCAACAUCAAAUGGUCCUGUGGCUUCUACCAAAUAUACUGAGAGGAAGGGAGGAAAAGCCUCCAACACGUCUCAAAUUAUUUACAUUUCACUUGUAACUCAACCCACUAAAGCUUCCAGACCAUCAGAAGGGCAUUAAUGAUUGUGUAAUGUAAACAUGAACCUUUAAUAUUUUUUAUUGUGACUCUCUUCUCUAUGUAUUCUCCACCAAUUAACUCCGAGCACAAAUGAAGAACUCAAAGUGCUAAUGAGCUCAUUCAGUGUUGAGCCAAGGCUCGGGGCAAUGGGUAGCUAUUACAAAGUUUGCUAGAUCCAAACCAAAUUAAAAAUAGUAGUAUGGUAAAGAAAUCUUAGUUUCACAUAGGUCAUUUUCUUUUCAUCCCCAUAAAUUUUCAACCAUGUUCUGUAGAGUAGGGUAUUUUUGAUCUGCUAUCACCUAUUGCUUCAUUGUCCUUAAACCUAUUAUUCAUACUUUCGUCUGUUCUCAUUCUGAGCUGUGAGAGUCAAAAAAACAAUAAUUUAGACCUUUAAAUUUUGAAUUUUUACCUAUCCUGGUCGAACGCCUCAUUCCAAUUUGUAGUAAACUAUGCACUUAAAUUUUGUUAUUCUGGCCCAAUUUAGCAGCUUUAGCGAAGUUCGAGCCAUUUGCCAUUUGUUUCUGGAGAAGGAAUCUUUAAUGCUCCUACCAAAGAUCUUCCAAUGUCAUUCCUCACCCUUAUGAAGGGGGGCAAGAAUUUUUUUCCUGCAUUGUUUCUUAAAGUGUUGUGGUCCUACAGGUCUAGUCAGUUAUACAGCAAUGUAAUAGCUGCCAUGACUAUAUCUAUCCUCCCUAUUGAAGUUUGUCACAAGGGUUGCACAACUAUUUUAAUUUUUUAACUUCAUCUUAGUGUGUCCAUUUUAGUAAAUUAUUAUUUUAUUUUUUUUGAUACGGUAUUGUGUUUAAGUGUAGGUAGUCAUCUCAACCUUGGGCUAUAAACUGAGGUGCCUUGAGGGGGAAAGAAAGUCAAAACAAAUCUAGGUGAUUCUUUUUCUCAGGUAGUACCAUGUGCACUAUGGCCAAGGAUAGGGUAUCAGGAUUACAGAGUAUCUUUAAUGUUUAGCUCUCUGUGGAUACUCUGUCAUCAAUAGACUAAUUCCAAGUUUUUGCUUGCCAAAAGAAAACUUUGCAAACUCUUAAUUUAAUGCUUUGCUCCUGAAGAUUUGAAGAAAAAAAUCUGCUUGUGAGUACUAUUCUGAAUUAUCGACUAAUAAGAAGCACAAACACCACCAAACUAAAAGUCCAUUUAUUUGCUUCUGGUGAGUGGUUAACAAACCAGAAUUAAAAUUGAGAAGACCAAUGCAAUGUUGUGAUCCUUGGGAAAUUUUAUUGGCCUAGUGUAAGGAACUAAGGAGUGAAAGCUCAAGAGCUCUCUGCAGACUUGAAAUUAAAUUUAAUAUGCUUUCUAACUUAUAUCAUUAUUUCUUAGCUAGGUAUUUCUGAAGUGAGAACUUUAGACUUAUGCUAUUCUUUGGCACAUUGCUACUCUAGAUACAUAUUUUUCUUGUGUCCUGGAAAGACUUAGCACUCUAGUCAUUAUCUUAAGUGCAGCUCGAUUAAUAGUGUAUCUUAUCAUGACUAUGGUCGGCUAGCACAAAUCAAACAUGACUGAAGAAAUAUCAUAUUUUGUCAUGUAUUAUUUUGUCAUGUUUUAAUAUUUUGGCCUCCUGACCUAUAUAAUUUUCUACUUACCAAUACACUCUUUAUUUUAUUCAACCAUAAGUCUUGUCUAGUCCAUCUCAUUGUUUCAUCUGUACCUGUAAUUUUUCUUAUUGAUAAGUCUUCGUGUGUGUGUUAAUUUUAAUGUAUAAGAAGGUUAAUCCUGCCGAACUUGUAUGUUUAGUUUUCUUUUUUGAAUCUGUAUGUGUGUCAUUUUUUAAACUAAUUGUGCACUUGUUAACUUUCUUAUGAAGUAAUGUCAUUUCAAGAGAGUUUCGCAGGUACUUGUUAUUCAUGCCUGCACUUGAUGACAGAUAAGUAAUGUGUACAAAGAUUUGUUCUUUUUCUGUUGUUUGUUUUUUCUGACAUCGUUUUACUAACUCUUAGAUAUUUUGGUUCUUCAAUCGUGAAAGGUUUUAUUAUUAGGUUAAAUUCUUCCUUGUUAUUUACUCGUUAUGUUCUACUGUUAUGUAGCAGAGCUCAGCAAAGUCGAUGGCUAUGGAAGAUGACUUUGCAGAGCUUUGCUGCAUAGAUACAUGGAUGGCCUUAUAGCCAUGUUAGAUAUCACCGUUGGAUUAGUUUGACUCUGCAUCAGUAUUAAAGAAAACCCCUUUGUGAACCAUCAAACAAGAUUCUUACAUUUAAUUUCUAGAAUAUACAGGUAUUUUCUGCUUAAUGAAGCUUAUGUAUGCUUCAGGAGGUAGAUUUUAAUCACCUCAUGUGGAAUCCAUCCUUUACAUGUGUCAAUGUAAUAGUGUGCAAUGUCCUUUAAUUUUUGUGCUGUUUGUGAGCUGUUUCUUUAAGUAUAAACUAAAGACAUCUCAAAGGGA